AUGGGCAAAGGAAACCCAUGCCCCCGAGCUUACUAUCGAUGCACUGCUUCUCCAUCUUGUCCAGUAAGAAAACAGGUGCAAAGAUGUGCUGAAGACAUGUCCAUAUUGAUUACCACCUAUGAAGGAACUCACAAUAACCCGCUUCCUAUGUCAGCCACUGCAAUGGCCUGCAAAACUUUUGCUACAGCUUCCAUGCUCCAAUCUCCCUCAUUGAGUUCACAACAUGGAUUAGUUGAUUCAGCUAUAUCCUCCAUCAUCAACUCUAGUGCUCCUUAUUACAACCCUAAUAAUGCUCUAAACUUCUCUACACACCAAGUUUCAAGACGACAACAAUUCUACUUCCCCAACUCAUCCAUUUCAACCUUGAAUUCUCACCCCACAAUCACUUUAGACCUUACAACACCUCCAACUUCUUCCUCAAAUUCAAGCUUCACUUGCAUGCCAAAAUAUUCAUCAACAAACCUUAACUUUUCCUCAGGUUUCUCUCCUCUACAUUCUAGCAUGCCGCAAUCACCUUGGAACAGGUAUAGUGGUUACUCCAACUCUGGAACACUUUAUCAAAAUAGACACCAAGGUGGUAAUUACAUGUUAAACACGGGAAAUCAAAAUCAGCCACAUUCUGUAGGGCAUCUCCAUCAACCUAUUUACAUGAGCAACAAUAGUACCAUUUCUCAGCAUUCUUUCCCUAAUCCCAUUGUUGCUGCAACUGAGGCAAUAAUCAGAAGCAACCCAAAAUUUCAAUCAGCACUAGCAACUGCUCUCACAACAUAUGUUGGCAAUGAAGCUAGUAGUGGUAGGACAAGAGAAAAUCAUGUUCUUGAGAGUGCAGAACUGAUGAAGUUAAAGCUGCUACGUAGUGAAAAUAGUAUAGGAAACUCAAGUAUAUUUCCACUACCACUACCGGAGCAAAGGAAGUGA
Messenger RNA from Glycine soja, 918 nucleotides. Its product is annotated as probable WRKY transcription factor 61. Gene Ontology annotation, biological process: regulation of DNA-templated transcription. The transcript is spliced from 2 exons. The record is from RefSeq and is a predicted model, not a curated record. NCBI's taxonomy places the organism in Eukaryota, Viridiplantae, Streptophyta, Magnoliopsida, Fabales, Fabaceae. Gene Ontology annotation, molecular function: sequence-specific DNA binding; DNA-binding transcription factor activity. The coding region runs from base 1 to 918 and encodes 305 amino acids.